AUGGCUUCAGGUUUGCUGAUAAAACGAGAAAAAACAGAAAACAUACCAGAUUUAAAAAAUUUAGUAAAAGAAAAAUUUACAGCACUGGAGAGCGAGAACAAUGACUCUGAUUUGCAAAGGAAUGAAAAAUAUUUGUAUUUUAAGGAUCAACUUAAAGAAAUGAGAAAACAAUUUCGUCAUCAAUCAGAUAAUAAUAAUGAGGACAUUGAAGAAAUCGAUGAAGAUAUAGCUGUGACUCAGAGUCAGAUGAACUUUAUUUGUCCCAUUACACAGAUGGAAAUGAAGAGGCCAGUUCGAAACAAAGUCUGCGGACACAUUUAUGAAGAAGAUGCCAUUCUAAGAAUUAUCGAGAACCGGAAGCAGCAGAGGAAGAAAGUGCGAUGCCCUAAAAUUGGCUGUAGCCAUGCUGAUGUAAAACAAGCAGAUCUUCUGCCAGAUGAAGCGUUUAAAAGAGCGAUUGACAGUCAGAAUAAACAAAGCUGGUCAACACUGGAGAAGUCAGCUGGAUAUGCUGCUGCCACAAUGAACAUUUCUUAG
Messenger RNA from Merops nubicus (carmine bee-eater), 537 nucleotides. RefSeq names its product non-SMC element 2, MMS21 homolog (S. cerevisiae) (gene NSMCE2). Bases 1 to 537 code for a protein of 178 amino acids. Gene Ontology annotation, cellular component: Smc5-Smc6 complex; nucleus. Gene Ontology annotation, molecular function: SUMO ligase activity; zinc ion binding. NCBI's taxonomy places the organism in Eukaryota, Metazoa, Chordata, Aves, Coraciiformes, Meropidae. Gene Ontology annotation, biological process: protein sumoylation; double-strand break repair via homologous recombination. The transcript has 5 exons. The record is from RefSeq and is a predicted model, not a curated record.